AUGCAUGACCUUGAAUACGAAUUUGGUGCAUUUGUGAUACAUGACCUUAUACAUGAUUUAGCUGAAAUGAUUUCUGCGGAAGAGACUUGUAGGAUUAAAAAUAACAGACAAACAAAGAUGCUUUCCACUAUUCGGCAUCUUCGAGUAGAAGAAGAAGAAAAAUUGCCGUUGGAGUUCUCUGGAUACGACAAGUUACACACCUUGCUGUUGAGAACAAAUUCACCUCCCGAUAACCUUUUUGAAAAAUUAAGAAGCAUUCGCGUUUUGGAUGUAAGUUGGUGUGACUUGCAGGAGUUAUCUGAACAUAUUGGUAAAUUGAUUCACCUCCGUUACCUUGAUAUAUCAUGGAAUUCUGAAAUUAAAAUUUUGCCUGACUCAUUAUGCGACCUUUAUAAUUUGCAAACACUGAAGGUAAACGGUUGUUCUAAACUGGAGUCUAUACCACAAGAAUUGGGUAAGUUGGUCAAUUUGAGACACAUUGAUGCAGGUUACGAGUUUUGGAAUAUGAUAAAGCUGGAUGUACAUAGACUAACUAAUCUUCAAGAAUUGCCAACAUUUAGUGUUCGAGAGGAUGAUGAACUCAAGCUUGGACGACUAAAGGAUUUGACACAGCUUCAUGGAACACUUCGUAUUCAAAAUCUUGAGAAUGUUGUUGAUAGCAAAGAAGCACAGCGGGCUGGGUUAAAGAGCAAAGUCCACCUAAAAAAAUUGGUGUUGGAAUGGAAUUAUUGGAAACUGCAUGGUGGGAAGGAUGCCAUAUUGGACGAGGAAGUAAUUGAAGGUCUGCAGCCACACGAAUCACUUAAAAUGUUGAAAAUUAGAGGGUACAAUGGAGGUAGGUCGCCUAGUUGGUUGAUGCCAAAAGUUCUAUCUAAUUUGGAAAAGCUUGAAUUAGUAAAUUGCAAGGGAUGGGAUGAUGUUCUGCCAUUUAUUGGUCAACGUUUGCAUCUAAUUGAACUUCGUAUGGAAGACAUGCCUGCUUUGAAACAACUGAGUCAUGAAUUUUCAGGCAAGUGUUUUCCAAAGUUGAAAGUGCUUAAUUUAUUGAAUUUGCCGGCAUUGGAGGAGUGGUCUUGGACUGAGGGCAAAGAUCUAUUUCCCUGCAUGCGUGAACUUCGUGUCAGAGAUUGUCCCAAACUAAACAGAUUACCUUCCUUCCCUCCUUCCCUAGAAAAAUUGAAAAUAUCAUGGUGUCCCAGUCUCAUAUUUAAUAGCAAAAUGAAAGAUGACGAGGAAGGUGGCUGCUAUCUACCGCCCGCACUCAAGGUAUUAGAAUUGGACAACUGUGGCGAAUAUUCAAAACUUUUGCUUGAAUGCUUGUCCAACCUUCAUUUAGUUACUCGAUUGACCAUAAGGCAUUGCCCACAUAUAACGUCUAUUCCUCCGGUUCAAUUGGUAGAACUGCAAUAUUUGUACAUCUCUAAAUGUGAUGAGCUGAGACGGAUGGAGUGCUUAGGACUCCUUAAAUCCCUCGAGCGAUUGAAGAUCGUAGGAUGUCCUAAGCUGGUUCAGUUGGAUGUAGAAGAUGAACAAGCAGCGAGGUUGUUGUCAUCUCUGCGUUAUUUAUGCGUGGACAACACUGCUCUGCUUAAAAUGUUUCCUCUGAGAAACUCACUGUCAUUCAUCACAGAACUUGAAAUCGAAUCAUGUCCUGAGGAGAUGAUAUUUGAGGAACCGAUAUUGGUGCGGAGCCUCACUGCUGUUACAUCACUAAGCUUCAAUCGUUGCGAUAAACUACAAUCUCUGCCGACUGAACUGCUGCAUUGCCUUCCCUUCUUAAAAAAGUUAAUGGUGUCUAACUGUCCACAGCUCCAAUCACUGCCAGAGAUAGGACUUUCUCCCUUUCUCAAAACACUAGAAAUAUGUAACUGUCCACAGAUUCAACCGAUGCCAGAGGAUGGGCUUCCCAUGUCACUAGAUGUUUUCCAUUGCUGA
This is a messenger RNA of Zingiber officinale, 1935 nucleotides long. Its product is annotated as putative disease resistance protein At3g14460. Gene Ontology annotation, molecular function: protein binding. Bases 1 to 1935 code for a protein of 644 amino acids. The transcript has a single exon. Lineage: Eukaryota; Viridiplantae; Streptophyta; Magnoliopsida; Zingiberales; Zingiberaceae. The record is from RefSeq and is a predicted model, not a curated record.